AAAAAGUAAAAAAAUAUCCGGUAAUUAACAACGCCGUGUAAUAGCAUUGAAUUACAACCCUUUGUGAUAAUCCCUUCACAUUAUCCUUCAUUAAUUCAUUUCCUUUCCGGGCUUAUAAAUAGCACUAAACCACAACCUUUGUGCCUCACACCAGAAAAUUAAAGCCGAAAACAAAUUAGAGAAAAAAAAUGUCAGGAAUCAUCGAAAAAAUUGAAGAGGUCCUCCAUAUUGGAGGGAACAAGGAUGGUGAUCACAAAGAUGAUGACCACAAAGGAUAUCAUAAGGAAGAACACAAGGAUCAUCAUGAUGAUGAGAAGAAAAAGAAGGAAAAGAAGGAUGAUGAUGGAGAUAGCAUUGUGGACAAGAUCAAGGACAAGAUCCAUGGAGAUCAUGAUGACAAGGACGAGCACAAGGGCGAAGAGAAGAAGAAGAAGAAAAAGAAGAAGGACAAGAAGAAGCAUGAGGAUGGCCAUGAUGACCGUGACCAUGAAAGCGACAGCGGUAGCGGCAGCGGCAGCGACAGUGAUUAG
Arachis stenosperma is the source of this 530-nucleotide messenger RNA. RefSeq names its product protein SRC1-like. NCBI's taxonomy places the organism in Eukaryota, Viridiplantae, Streptophyta, Magnoliopsida, Fabales, Fabaceae. The record is from RefSeq and is a predicted model, not a curated record. The transcript has a single exon. Gene Ontology annotation, molecular function: metal ion binding. Bases 189 to 530 code for a protein of 113 amino acids.